Messenger RNA from Sarcophilus harrisii (Tasmanian devil), 1626 nucleotides. It is a transcript of the gene TIMM29, whose product is annotated as translocase of inner mitochondrial membrane 29. The coding region runs from base 125 to 934 and encodes 269 amino acids. Gene Ontology annotation, cellular component: TIM22 mitochondrial import inner membrane insertion complex. The transcript has 2 exons. Gene Ontology annotation, biological process: protein insertion into mitochondrial inner membrane. Lineage: Eukaryota; Metazoa; Chordata; Mammalia; Dasyuromorphia; Dasyuridae. The record is from RefSeq and is a predicted model, not a curated record.
CACUUAUUCCCUUCCGGUGGGGAACCAUUUCCGGCAGCGCCUUCGCUCAAAAGAAGCGACGCUACAGUGUGAGGGUGAGGAGAAUGUUUCCUUCCGGGCCGUCGGGGUAGUACAAAGCAGGAAGAUGAUGGGGACCGCCGGGCUGUGGAGGAGAGUCUACUCUAGCGGCGCUGCCGCCGCCGCCGCCGUGGAAGGAGGAGAGGGAGCGGCCUCCACCAGGGCGGUAGCCAAGCGGGGUGUAUGGGAGCGGCUAGGCAUCUGGGUCCGCGGGCUACUGCACGACUACGCUGAGGCGUGCACGGACGCGGCGGCGGCGGCGCGGGAGCGGCCCGUGCGGGCGGCGCUGUACGCGGGGCUGCUGGGUGGCGCGGCUGCCUGCGCCCUCCAGACUCCGGAGGAAGCGUCCUUUGAGGAAGCGCUGCUGGACGCAUCCGGGACCCUGCUGCUUCUGGCGCCCGGCACCCGCAACCCCGGCUCGGAGGCGCAUGUGCAGCGGCUGCUGUGGCUGCGGGGCCGGGGCCGGCUGCGGCACCUCAACCUGGGCCUGUGCUCACUGCUCUAUGAGGCUCCCUACGACCCCGAGGCUAGUCUCUACCAGGCGCGCUGCCGCCACUUGCAGCCGCGCUGGGCCGACUUCCCAGGUCGCGUGCUGGACGUGGGCUUCCUGGGCCGCUGGUGGGUGCUGACCGCCAAGAUGCGCGACUUCGACAUCAACGACGACGAGUUCCGCCACCUGCCCCCGCACCUGCGCACGCUGGCCGAGCACCAGCUGCGCUCCGAGGCAAAUGAGCGGCUCUUUGACGAGAAGUACCUGCCGGUGGUCCUCACGGAGGACCAGGUGGACCAGGCCCUGUGGGAGGAGCACGUCUUGCAGAAGGAGAAAAAGGACAGGCUGAUGCUGAGCGAGGCCUCCCCCGAGGGAGCCGCGGGCUGAAGGCCCGCAGCCUAAGGCCGGCGUCUUCCUGCUCGGUGAUGAAGGGAGGGAGCUUUAGCCAAAUAAACUUUUUUCCUCUCCUCUCUCUCUCACAUCUUUUUUCCUCCUUAAAUGAAAUUGGUAGGGUUUGAUCCACCAGGUAAGUCUAGUUGCUUUGCUUUUCCGUAGGUACACUCCAGGUGCUCCUGCCUUUCCUGCCUGUCAGUUUGGAGGAAACCGGCUGCUGCGGCAGUAAAGGAAGGGGUCACACACAGACACUUCCUCUCCAGCUCCCAAACCUCCCUCUCAUCUUAAUCUUCCCAUUGUCCGUAAGGCUCUUCCCAUCCCCCUAGUCUCUUAGAUGUGACCCGGUUGCCACCUUAUACCUCGCCCCCUAAAGCCAGUCUGUUUCUACCAGCUUCUGUUCACUGACACUGCCACCUGGGCUGCCCAAACGCUGUUGCACCUCAGGAGGGCACUACUUCAUAACCCUGCUGGUGCGGAUCUAAACCUCUUACCUCCACCCUACCCCCAAACUCUUUUGAAGCCUUACUUUUAGGAACAAAUACUUAACUCAUUGUUUAGCUUUUAAAGCUUUACAUAAUCUGGCCCCUAACCAUCUUUCUAAGUUUUCUACCCAUGCUUGGAACUCUUUUCUCCAUCUCGGUCUCCUGUCUCCUCUUGACUUCCUUCAGGUUCCAACUAAAAUCCUA